Hemiscyllium ocellatum (epaulette shark) is the source of this 1354-nucleotide messenger RNA. RefSeq names its product glutamate--cysteine ligase regulatory subunit-like. NCBI's taxonomy places the organism in Eukaryota, Metazoa, Chordata, Chondrichthyes, Orectolobiformes, Hemiscylliidae. Gene Ontology annotation, cellular component: glutamate-cysteine ligase complex. Bases 193 to 1035 code for a protein of 280 amino acids. The transcript is spliced from 7 exons. Gene Ontology annotation, biological process: glutathione biosynthetic process. The record is from RefSeq and is a predicted model, not a curated record. Gene Ontology annotation, molecular function: enzyme regulator activity; glutamate-cysteine ligase catalytic subunit binding.
GUCUGUAUUUCCCCUGACGUGGGUGUGCCCCAGUGAUGUCUUAGAGCAGGAAUUCCCUGUUUAUAAACCGAUUAGUGGAGAGGAAUUACUUGUGGCUCUAUUAGUGUUUGAGGAACUCUGUUAGAAUCAACACAGCUGAACUCACUCAGAUAAAAACCAGCACCUCCAGCACUUUCCACCUUACCGGCAAACAUGACUGAAGACAGGAACGAAAUCUUUAAUCUCGAAGAUAUGAAGACGAUCAGUGUAUACACGGGUAACGUGGUGAGGUGGUGUGGUUCAAUGAAGAAGUGCCCAACGUCAACAGCUCAGGAGGUCCUGGAUUGCCUCAAGGCUGCUCUGUGUGAGUGGGGUUCAAAGUACAACUCCGAUCAAAUGGAAGGGAAGAUCCCCGAGGGGUUACCUGAGCACCUGGUCUGUGAUCUGAUUCAACCGACAGAGAGGAUUGACCCUGAUGAGAGAGAGGAUAUCCGGAUAUCAGCCAAACUGUUCAUCUGUCAACCUGACAUAAGGAUUGUUAAAGAGGCGGUGACAUGUGCCUGCUCGGAGCUUGGGGUCAGUCAACUGGAUUCGGUCAUCCUCUCAGUUGUGGCCCUAUCGGAAGAGAACCGGCCAACUCGGGAGGACCUGAUGCCUUACUGGAAGGAACUGGAGGUCUUGGUCCAAGGGCAGAAGGUCGCGUCCAUCGGAGUCUCAGACUUGGACCGGGAAGUGCUGGAGGCCUUGUGCCAACACGCUCAGGUACAACCCAGCAGUAAUCAGGUGAACCUGGUCUCUUGCUGUGUAAUACCACCUGACCUGGCUGCCUUCGCCAAAGACAACAAUAUCCAACUGCUGACCCAUAACGACCCCGCAGAUAUCCUCCCGGUGGGAUCUUUCCAACAAGCCCUGCGUACCAGUCUGCAGGACCCUCGUGCCAAUGAGUGGGUACCACAUUGGAUCCUCCGGUACUCAGCGGUCAUAAAGGAGAGAGGAAUCAUCAAGUCAAAGGGUUACAUGGUCCAUGCUGAGAAACAAGCUGCAAGACCCCAAUGAAGUUGCCUUAAGGGCAGUUGGAUUUGACGCUGCCCCAGUCUGGUUCUGACUCACUCGCAUUCAGAAAGCUUGGUGCACAGGAAGACAGAGCCACCCCUGAGAAAGGACAUUUGUGAGAAAUGUCAUUCUCCCGUCUCUUUCUUUAAAACUUGGCGCUUUAUGUUUUCUUUCUCUGACCGUUUACAGUUACCGAAACUGCAUCUCAAAUUGUUUAUCGCAAAGGACGCGUCUACCUAAAGCUGGUUGCUACAACUCCAAUUGAGUAUCAUGUUGUUAAUCAGUCUCACUAGGUUGCCACGUUAUAAGAUAUUAAAGCAAU